AUGAUAAAAGCUAUUUUAGUAUUUAAUAAUCAUGGAAAGCCACGUUUAUUAAAAUUUUAUAGUAAUUAUUCUGAAGAUGAACAACAACAAAUUGUUCGUGAAACUUUUCAAAUUGUUUCUAAAAGAGACGAGAAUGUAUGUAAUUUUCUUGAAGGAAGUUUAUUAAUUGGUGGAUCAGAUUAUAAAUUAAUAUACCGUCACUAUGCAACAUUAUAUUUUGUUUUCUGUGUUGAUUCUUCUGAAAGUGAAUUAGGGAUAUUAGAUUUGAUUCAAGUUUUUGUUGAAACACUUGACAGGUGUUUUGAAAAUGUAUGUGAAUUAGAUUUAGUUUUUCAUGUAGAUAAAGUUCAUAAUAUUUUAAGUGAACUUGUAAUGGGUGGAAUGGUAUUAGAAACUAAUAUGAAUGAAAUAUUGACAAGAGUUCAGGAACAAGAAAAAUUUGAAAAGCAAGAAGCAGGAAUUUCAGCAGCUCCAGCAAGAGCUGUUUCAGCUAUCAAAAAUAUUAAUGUUUCACAACAAAUUAAAGAUCUCAAACUUCCCGAUUUACCAUCUCUUUCAAAUUUUAAAAAUCCAUUUUAA
Messenger RNA from Strongyloides ratti, 579 nucleotides. RefSeq names its product Adaptor protein complex AP-3 small chain sigma3. The coding region runs from base 1 to 579 and encodes 192 amino acids. Gene Ontology annotation, cellular component: membrane coat; AP-3 adaptor complex; intracellular membrane-bounded organelle. The record is from RefSeq and is a predicted model, not a curated record. The transcript is spliced from 2 exons. Gene Ontology annotation, biological process: intracellular protein transport; Golgi to vacuole transport. NCBI's taxonomy places the organism in Eukaryota, Metazoa, Nematoda, Chromadorea, Rhabditida, Strongyloididae.